Molecule: messenger RNA, 954 nt
Organism: Nicotiana tabacum (common tobacco)
Lineage: Eukaryota; Viridiplantae; Streptophyta; Magnoliopsida; Solanales; Solanaceae
Source: RefSeq, a predicted model, not a curated record
UUAUGGGAUAGUGGUGAAUAGCUUUGAGGAGUUGGAACCAGAAUAUGUAAAAGCAUUGAAAAACGCCAAAGGCAAGAAGUUUGGACAAUUGGUCCUGUUUCCCUGUGCAACAAAGAGAAACAAGACAAAGCAGAAAGUGGAAGCAAAGCCUCAAUAGAUGAACACCACUGCCUGAAAUGGCUAGAUUCUAAGGAACCAAACUCUGUCCUCUUUGUUUGUCUUGGAAGUUUAUCGCGCUUGCGAACAUCACAAAUGAUAGAACUUGGACUUGGAUUAGAGUCAUCUGAACGACCUUUCAUUUGGGUUGUUACACACAUCUCAGAUGAAUUUAGAAAAUGGCUAAAUGAAGAGAAUUUUGAGGAAAGAGUUAAAGAACAUGGGAUUUUAAUCCAUGGUUGGGCCCCACAAGUACUAAUAUUAUCACACCCUUCUGUCGGGGGAUUCUUGACACACUGUGGAUGGAAUUCGAGCAUAGAAGGAAUAUCUGCUGGCGUGCCAAUGAUUACUUGGUCAUUAUUUGCUGAGCAAUUUUGUAAUGAGAGGCUAAUUACGAAUGUUCUCAAGACAGGAGUAAAGUCUGGCGUAGAGAAUCCUGUUAUGUUUUUCGAGGAGGAAAAAGUGGAAACACAAAUGAAUAAAGAUGACAUUAAGAUGGUUAUUGAAAGAUUAAUGGGUGAAGAAGAGGAAGCAGAAAUGAGAAGAGAAAGAGCUAAAAAGCUUGGAGAAAUUGCAAGAAAGGCUGUGGAGGAAGGGGGUUCCUCUUACCUGAACUUGACAAAACUAAUACAAGAUGUCAAAGAGCAAGCUAAUAAUGGAAAAUCUAUUUGAAGUCUAAUAUUUGAUUAGGAUAAUGCAAUAUACUGCAUACAUAUUUCAUUUGAAGCUUUAGCAAACUGUUAAUGAUACAGAAUGUUUUGUUUACAAUCUAUAGUGGGCGUUGUCUAUUUCGAUUUA